This is a messenger RNA of Phycodurus eques (leafy seadragon), 7810 nucleotides long. It is a transcript of the gene araf, whose product is annotated as A-Raf proto-oncogene, serine/threonine kinase. Gene Ontology annotation, cellular component: mitochondrion; cytosol. Gene Ontology annotation, biological process: protein phosphorylation; signal transduction. Lineage: Eukaryota; Metazoa; Chordata; Actinopteri; Syngnathiformes; Syngnathidae. The record is from RefSeq and is a predicted model, not a curated record. Bases 160 to 1977 code for a protein of 605 amino acids. Gene Ontology annotation, molecular function: ATP binding; protein kinase activity. The transcript has 16 exons.
UGAAGUUCUUGACAGAUUCGACUUUAGAUUGCGAGAGUUCAAGAUGGCUGCCACAGGUUGCAAGUAAACCACCUAGUCUACUCUUUUGGAACCAACAGCCCAUGACUUUCUCCUGAGGCUUUGGUCAAGUAUAGCAUCCCCCUCCUGCUUCCUCUCAUCAUGUCCUCCACCUCCUCCUACUCCUCUUCUGGAGAAACUAGUCCAGAGGAUGUGCCCCGGGGUGGGGGCACCAUCCGAGUCUACCUCCCCAACAAGCAGAGGACUGUGGUGAAUGUUCGCCAAGGACAGACGGUGUAUGAGAGUCUAGAUAAAGCACUUAAAGUGAGAGGCUUAAGCCAAGACUGCUGUGCUGUAUUCCGCCUUCUAGAAGGUCGUAAGAGACUGACAGACUGGGACACGGACAUCACUCCUUUGGUCGGAGAGGAGUUAUUAGUUGAAGUCCUGGAUGAUAUUCCUCUGACUAUGCACAACUUUGUACGGAAAACCUUCUUUAAGCUGGCUUACUGUGAUUUUUGCCACAAGUUUUUAUUUAAUGGCUUCAGGUGUCAGACCUGUGGCUACAAAUUUCACCAGCACUGCAGUAGCAAGGUACCUACUGUUUGUGUGGACAUGGACACAGUAACCAAACAGCGUCCCUGCACAGAUGAGUAUCCUCAGAUACUACUGCCAGAAAAUUCCCCAUCACAGAGUAACAUAGCCUUAACCCCAGAGCCUGCUGGGCUGGACCUUCUGUCCCCACCACCAGCCUUUCGCUUCCCCAACCCCAGCGGAGAUGGCCAGUCUCUACAAAGACAUCGUUCCACCUCGACACCCAAUGUUCAUAUGGUCAGCACAGUGAGCCCUGCUGUUGCCAGCCUUAUAGAGGAAGCAGUGAAAUUUAACACCACCACAGGUCCUGAGCCGUCACCAAAGCCAUCCACCAGCCCACCUUCUUCUUUAGGUUCUCCAGGAAGAAGACCGCCCAAGUCCCCUUCAGAACAUAAGGAACGAAAGCCCUCUUCUUCAGAUGACAAAAAGAAAGUACAUCGAGGGGGCUACAGGGAUUCUAGUUACUACUGGGAGGUCCACUCCCGGGAAGUGACAAUCCAGAAGAGAAUAGGAGCUGGCUCAUUUGGAACUGUAUUCAAGGGCAAGUGGCAUGGGGAUGUAGCGAUCAAGAUCCUUAAAGUUACAGAGCCGACACCGGAGCAGUUACAGGCCUUUAAAAAUGAAAUGCAGGUCUUACGGAAAACCCGCCAUGUCAACAUCCUGUUGUUCAUGGGCUACAUGACUAAGCCCAAUUUUGCCAUCAUCACACAGUGGUGUGAAGGCAGCAGCCUCUACCGCCAUCUGCAUGUCUCUGAAACCAAAUUUGACACGAUGAGGCGGAUUGACGUGGCCAGACAGACAGCACAGGGCAUGGAUUAUCUUCAUGCAAAGAACAUUAUUCAUCGUGACCUGAAAUCAAACAAUAUUUUCCUCCACGAAGGUUGGACUGUUAAGAUUGGGGACUUCGGCCUUGCAACAGUGAAGUCACGGUGGAGCGGCUCACAACAGGUUGAACAGCCCAGUGGAUCAAUUCUUUGGAUGGCUCCUGAGGUGAUCCGAAUGCAGGACAGCAACCCAUAUACAUUCCAGUCUGAUGUAUAUGGCUAUGGAGUAGUGCUGUUUGAACUGAUGUCAGGGACCCUACCAUACUCCAAUAUCAACAACAGAGAUCAGAUAAUCUUCAUGGUGGGACGUGGUUACUUGUCACCAGACCUCAGUAAGCUCUACAGUACCUCACCCAAAUCAAUGAAAAGGCUCAUCAUUGACUGCCUGAAGUUCAAACGUGAUGAGAGGCUCCUGUUCCCACAGAUCCUGGUAGCCAUUGAGCAGGUGCAGGACCUGCUGCCAAAAAUUGAGCGGAGUCGCUCUGAGCCCUCUCUCCAUCGGGCCGUCCAUGCUGAGGACCUGAACCCUCUCCUGUUCCACACCACUAGACUGAUGCCCCUGUAAGAUUCAAGCAGCACUUGGUGGAAAGGAUGCAUCCCUUUUUAAGACCACAGAAUUCCAGUGCCUCCGAGAGGCUUCAGCUGCUUUUGUUUCAGAACUUCAUCACACCAACCUUUCAGAGCCUUGGAGCUCCAGUACUCAGAAACACUGCAGGAUUGUUUUGUUCUGUUUUCCAUUCUUCAAAUGACAGAGACCAGGGAGGGGAUUCAUCAGCUUUUUCAUCAGCAGUUUGUAAUGUUUGUUUAAGAGUAUCUUUAAAAUGGGCAUUAGAUACUCCAACUUACUGGGUGUCCAUCGUUUUAUGGAAAACAAACACUGCAGCAUUGUCUCAUACAUGCUCAGAUCUUGUAAGGAUCACUGUGAUCAUAAUGAAGAAUUCACAUCACAUCAGAAUCGGUCAUUCUCAAAACAUGGCUCUUUUGACAACUGUGUAUAAAGGUUUUUACUUUAAAGUUAAACUCUUAACUCCGUCUCUCCAAUUACUUUACAGCAAAAACAUUUAUAUUUAAAGCAGAGUAACAUUUAUUCAUUUUAUAAACCCAAACCAAUACACAUGGACAGAUGAAGACAAGCCCUAAACUAGAAGCCAGAGAGAUUGAAUAUGUGAGCAUUUAGAUUUUUAAAAUGCCUCCACACAUGGUUUAGCAGCCUGGAAAACAAUAGAGCAAUAAAUGUUGAAGUCAAAUUCUGUUAAGGUUAACAAAGUAAUCACCGUUGCUCAAUUUCAGACUUAUUGUGUCAAAUAAACAAUACACUAAUUGAUGAAUGAUGCAGUAAUAUCUUAAAUUAAUGUGUAACACAGGAGUGACUUGUAACAGUGAAUCAAACAAACUGACAUUGACUUCAUUCUUAAGAAGUCACUGAGGAAGUUUCUUUUUUUUUUUGCGCUUAUUCAACUGUUGUUUUUUUUUUUUUUUUAAACAGUGCUUCGAAAUUGGACAAACAGUAGUUGGAAGUAAUAACUGAAGAGGAAGUGAUUGUGUUGGGUACAGCUCGCCAGAACAUUCCUUAAAGAUUGUGCUUGCAUAAGUGAAGUGUUGAAAUUCACAGAAAGUACUUCUGAAACGCUUUUCCACGUGACCGAUAUUCUACCCAGUUUGUCUGUCCGUGCGUUUCCCAAACAUCCCAGAAUGUCUGACCCAGUAUUUGUUAGGUGUGACGCUCAUGUCUGUUUGUAGAUUCUCAUAAAUCGGUCUUGUCUGUGUGCUCCCUUACGGCAUGAAGUGCACAGGGCUGACAAAUAAUGGUUGUGAGUCCUUUUGUAUCUUGAACCACGCCAAGAGAUGCUUCUCGGUUUAAUCUAAUAUAUGACAGCAGUGGAAAUUACUAGGUUUACAGAUGUUUUUUUUUUUUUUUGGUUAUUGGCACUUCAAGGGCUUCCUUAAUGUUUAGCCCAAUUAUCUUUUUUUAAACUGUCAUUGGUUGCUCAUACAGAUGAGAGUUCAGCUGUGGUUAAUUGGGCGUAAGCAACAUAGUUAAGCAUAUAUUUGUAAUUUACUUGAAUCGAUGACCUUAUUAUUAUUUUUUUUUACAUUCCAAAGUCUGUUUUGGUUUCAAUGUUACAGAGAGUGACAACAACUAGAUUUUGUAAAUACAAGGUCAAUCUAUUCAUGAAUUUCAAUGUUCUUGCACAUUCUUCCAUUUUCUAUACCACUAAUGCUGUGCAGUCACAGGGAAGCUGGGGCCUAUCUCAGCAGACCUGUGGUGAGGGGUGGAGUGCAGGCACUCUUAGAGAAUUAAAAAAAAGUGUCAAAUGCAGCAAUCCCAGUGAUACAAUGGAAAUAGAAAAGAUACGUCAUAUUUUAGAUAAUUUAAUUACAGUAUGGUUGCCCUGUUAAAUUGUGUACUCUGGCAUGCACAUAUUGCUCUGGAUUCUGCUUUUUAAUUUUGGUUCAUCCUUCUCAGUGUGAGUGGAGCUAACUAGAAAGGCUGUAAGUAGCAGCCAUACUAAUAACAUUACAGACCGGGCAUAUCUAUAACUAAAGCAGAGGUGUCUCACUGAAUUUUUCCAAAAACUAAAUUGUAGUUAUGGAUUCCCUCAGAGGGCUGUUAUGACUGUGAAACCAUAUAAAUGUAUAAUCCUCUCAUCCUAUUACUUAUACACAACAAGCUGGAUAAAAGUGAAAAGUGAAGACAAUUUGCCAUUUUGGUACAGAUUUUACCAAGUUACAUGAAGUAGAUGCACUUAAUUUUCUUAAGCGAGCCGCGUUAAAUGAUGUGGUGGGCCGGAUCAGGCCCCAAGGCCUAGAGUUUGACACCAGUGAACUAACGCAUGGUGGUAUUUGACCGUAGUCAUGGAGCCUGCACUUUAUUUCCCCCCUUUCCUCUUGUUGUGACAGUAUCUACAAACUCGUCGUCAUCUUGCAGGACAAUGUGAAAAUCGGAUGAACAGAGCAGUGUUUUGAUGGUGAUUGGUUUGUUGAUGGCUCUUGGCUUGAAUUCUGCCAUUUUAAUGUACUUUCAUAGCGAGAGAGACAGCAACAAUACACAAUUGUUUUAUGACUAAUUGAACCAUAAACUUUGCGACCUGGGAUUGACGAUUCUGUAAACGUGCUCGGCUUUGUUAUACUGUGAGAGAGCAGAUCUUGAUAGCAUUGGGUGUUUCCAACACAAUAAGAUUACUUGAGAGCAGUCAUUUGGAUUUUCAUAAACAUUGCAGUUAGGGGCUGGGUACCCUAUGUGCUUACCCAUUCCACGUAUAAAUGGGGAUUCGUGGUUGGGAAAUAACCUUUGAUGUGGUUUUAAGUUGGGUAUUUGUGAACCAGGGUUGGAGAGACUUGGUCUUUCUUUUAUUUAUUAACGUCUUUUCAGUUGCUGUGUCGUGCUUGCAGCUUUUUAGGUGAACUAAAUACACAGGCUAAAUUGUCAGUAUGCUUGCAUUAAAAGGAAGGGGGGGAACUAAAUUUACUCAACUGAUAAAGUCAAGUCAAAAUAAUGUACUGAAAAUUAACUUCUUAAAGUCUGGCAUUGUUUUUAAUCACCCAACAGAUUUGUUUCUAAGAACAUGAUUUAAAAAAAUACAUUAUGUAUUCUUUGUCAUUUUGAAUCAAAAAAUUUUCAUUUUUUUUAAACAUAUUGAUGGGAAAAAACUGUACUUUCAAUUAGUAUUAAAAAAAACAAAACACAACUGAACCACAAAAACAAUGCCUGGUUUUAAUUUAAUUUCAGUAACUAAGGUAUUUCAUUGACUAUUGUGGCUCUUUAAAGGAAGGGUACCAAUAAUUUAGCCUGUUUUAGCCUAUACAGAGGUGUGAAAAAGUGUUUGCCCCUUUCCUGAUUUUUUUUAUUUUUUUAUUUUUUAUUUUUUUGCAGGUCUGUCACACUUAAAUGUUUCCCAUGAUCAAACAAUUUUAAAUAUAAGUCAAAUACCACACAAGUAAACACAAUAUGCAGUUUUCUAAUUUUUGUUUUUUUCCCCCCCACUUUUCACUGCCAGCCUUCCCAGUUAACAUGGCUAUUUGACUUCUAAAGCCGUCAAUGGUAGUGAAUGUGUUAAGGGAGGAAAAAAAUAAAAACCUCCAUGACCCUUUCUGAAAAAGUGAUUGUCCCCUGUUAAAACAUAACUGAGGUUUACCAUACCAGAGUUAAAUUUCUCUAGCCACACGCAGGCCUAAUACUGCCACACCUUUUCUCAAUCAAUAAAUCACUCAAAUAGGACUGCCUGACAACAUGAAGUAGACAAAAAGAUCCUCAAAAGCUAGACAUCAUGCCGAGAUAUAAACAAAUUCAGGGACAAAUGAGAACGUAAUUGAGAUCUAUUAGUGUGGAAAAGGCUAUAAAGCCAUUUCUAAAGGUUUGACUCCAACAGACCACAGUGAGAGCCAUUAUCCACAAAUGGCAGAAAUACUAGAAGUGGCGAACCCUCCCGGGAGUAGCCGGCCGACUUAAAAUUACCCCAAGAGCGCAGCGACGACUCAUCCAAGAGGUCCACCAUGAAUUGAACCAUGAAUUCUGCUGUCUACCAAAAAAAUCCUGAAGUAGAAUGUCCAGCCCUCUGUUUGUGACCUCAAGAUGAAAACGAACUUGAAUUCUGCAGCAGGACAAUGAUUCAAAACACACCAGCAAGUCCACCUCUGAAUGGGUGGAAACAAAACAACAACUAGUCAAAGUCCUGACCUACCUAAAUCCUAUUGAGAUGCUGUGCCAUGACCUUUAAAAAGGUGGUUCAUGCUUGAAAAACCUUCAAUGUGGCUGGAUUACAACAAUACUGCAAAAAUGACUGGGUCAAAAUUGUUCCACAGCGCUGUAAGAGACUCAUUGCAAGUUAUCGCCAACGCUUGAUUGCCAUUGUUGCUGCUAAGGGUGGCCCAACCAGUUAUUAGGUUUAGGGGGCAAUCACUUUUUCACACAGGGCCAUGUAGGUUUGGAUUUUUUCCUCCCUCAAUAAUAAAAAAAAAAAAAAAAAAAAAAACUGCAUUUUGUGUUUACUUGUGUUGUCUGACUAAUUUAAAUGUGUUUGAUGGGAAACAUUUAAGUGUGACAAAUAUGCAAACAAAUAAAUCAGGACGGGGGCAAACACUUUUUCUCGCCACUGUAUGUGUACGUGUGAUGUUGAUCACUCUUUACAACCUAAACAAACGAAUGCUCUUGAACGCUAUUGGUACUGUCUGCUCGUACUCUUAAUUUGAAAUAUGUCUUUUGCCAGGGCAUUUGCUCUCAACAUCUUGAGCACUAAGUAAACCUGAAAUGUUUAUCUGUGACUUUACACUUGAUUUUGUAAAUGUCAUCACAUUAAAAUACUGUAAUAGUGUUUAGUUUGUCUUUCAGAAAUGGCAAGAAUACAAAUGGCUGCUUUUAAAAAUGUCCAUAAUCCAAGAUGAGCAAUACUUUACAAUAACAAUGUCAGUCCAGGUUUUCUAUGGAAUGUAACAGUUUUUUUAUUUGGCAGAGGACUAUUUUGUGUCUUAUGUUCAAAGAGGAAAAAACACAACAGUGGAGGAGAAAAGGAGGGUUGUAUCAAAAUAGGCUUUUUCAUAUCUGUAGGUGAAUUGCAAUACUUCAGUUUCUUGGGUGCCAGGGAUGUUCAGUUUGCAAUAAAUGGUAUAUUCUGCUGUGUACAGUUACAUUUUGUUUUCAUUGUUUUUUAAUUACAAAAAAAAAUUAUAUUUUUGUGUGAUGGUUUCAAGAAGAAAAAAAUUAUUUUAAAGUGUAUUGAAAAUUUUAGUUUUUUUUUUCAAGAUUUAUUCUUAAAAAUAAAUUCAUCUGUGUUACUUGAGCUUCUUUCAUUCUAUUUUGGUUAAUUUGAUUGCAUUUUUCAAUUUAUCCAGAAUUCAGGCCACGGCAACCCUUUUAACCUGCCAUGGACAAAACUGGGUGAGCAAAUGAUUGGUGUGGAUGUCCGUUAAAUUGUUUAAAUUGUCCCAGAAAAAUUGCCACGCCAGUCACCUGGCGGAUGAGAAACUUAAGUCGGCUGUAGUCAAACUGUGAACGCAGCACAACCUGACGGUACAUAACAGGGCAUAACACAAAUUGGAGACAGUCCGUGGUGGGACAGGAAGCGUAUUUAUUCCUCAGCAUUUCACACUCGCCACUUACAGCUCUUUGAAUACUAAGCCAUGAGUGUAAUUUACCUCCAAUGUGGCACGUUUGUAUUCGUCAACUGGAAUCCCAACCAUUUACUGCCACAGAUGUGUAUAUAUUCGUCAAGUAAAAUUUUCAAUGGGGAGAGGUGGAAGAGGGUCUUAGCCAGCUUUUCUGAAAUUCAGGUUUGGAAAUCACUGCGAUGACUGACAGAUCCCUGUACAUGGCAGCUUUGCAUCGCUUUUGGAUUUGAGAUCAGCACAGCUUUUGAGUUCAAGAUAAAGAUUAGGCGUUGAAUCGCAGUUUGUGACGUCGA